AUGACAGUUGAGCAUUUGAAACCUGCCGACAACACCACACAAUUUUAUGAAUGUGCUCCAUUGAAUGAAGAUGAAGUGAAAGGAUACGCUUUGAGUAAGAAGUAUUUAGGAGUCUGGAAUCUUAGAGAUUGUCCGAAAGAACACGAAUUCGAUGAACCAAAACAAAGAUGUGUUGAAAAGAAAACUUUCAGAAGACAACAAGUCGCUUGCGCUCAGAAUGCCCAAGCCUCGGGAUGUGUUGCAUCUUGUCAAGCUCCAACUGAUGUUGCCAACCAGGGAAUGGAAUGCAACUGGCGUUCCUCCGCUCUCCAACGUGAUCCAGCUAGCAAUGCAUAUUUCUUCCAAUGUGUCCCAUCAUCUCCAACCGAAGGAUGUGGAGAAUGGACUAGAAUGCAAUGUUCACAAUCCACUGUUUUCAACGCUGAUCUAAAUGUUUGUGUCCCAUUGGCUAUACAGAACUCUUGUGACAGCUCCACCCAGCAGCCAGUAUGCAGUUGUUCUCAAGUCUCCAGCUCCUGUCCAGGAACAUCUCAGUGUCAGAAUAAAGUUUGUUGCCAACAAACAGAUACUCUGAACCUGAAUAAUCUCAUCCAACACCAAGCACCACUGUGCCCCGGAUCAAAUGUCCCACCACUUGGUUCAUGUAACGAGCAGUGUCCGCAGUAUUCUGCUUGUACCCCAGGGCUUGGAUGUUGUCCCGUUCCAGUAAACGAGCAGCCAACCGGAAUGAUCAAAAUUACCCUCUGUCCUGGAUCAUACUCUCCACCAUUCGGUGUUUGUGGAUCAUGCCCUUCCGGAACACAAUGCAACGAACAACUCGCGAUGUGUUGUCCACUCCAACAGCAACCGUCUACGGAUAUUGUAUACAAUGUAGUCUUACUCUGUCCUGAUGGUACACCUUCUACAACGUCUUGCUCUCAAGGGUGUGGUCCAAACAAUGCUUGCUUCCAAGGAGCUUGUUGUCCGAUUAGAUGCCCAACUGGACAGAACGCCGUCGGUUUCUGUUCAUCUGGUUCUUGUGGAGUUGGAAGCUGCUACUCAAAAACCACUUGCUGUCAAGAACCAGUCAAACUCCCAGUAUGCUCAAACGGAAUGAUUUCCCAAAAACGAUGCCUUGUUGCUGCUGAAUGUGGACCAAAUCUCGAGUGCUCUAACGGAGGUUGUUGUCCAAUUCCAUUCUGUCCAAACGGUGUCACUGCUCGUGGAAGAUGUUCAGCAGUUAAUGGAUGCCCAAUGGGACAAGCUUGUAUGGAAGGACUCUGCUGCCCACUUCCAAGAUGCUCGAAUGGCAUCACUGCUCUCGGAAUUUGCACCAGAACCUUGGAUUGCGGAAGAAUCGGCGUCGAUUGCAAUAACGGAGCCUGUUGUCCACUUCCGUCAUGCCCGAACAACGUUGCAUCCACUCAAAGAUGUGCUGCUGGAUGCUCGAAUUGUUGUCCAGUAGGGCAGACAUGUAUGAAUGGUGGAUGUUGUGAUCUUCCAUCGUGUCCAGCAGGAGGAUUUGCUAUUUCUAUGUGUACUGGAAAGUGUGGAACUGGAUUUGAAUGUGUUAACAGCGGAUGCUGCUCUCUUCCAAGAUGUCCAAGUGGAUUAAUGUCUGUGCAGAGAUGCGUCAUGGGAAUCGGGUGCCCACCAGGAAACCAAUGCGAAAAUGGAGUCUGUUGCCCAAUGCCAAUGUGUUCAAGCGGUAGCAUUGCGUCGUCUGUUUGCGGAAUGGCUAACUCAUGCCCAAUCGGUUAUAUUUGUGAGGGACGUGGAUGUUGUUUGGAACCACUACCACUGUGUCCAAAUGGAGGAAGAGCUUCUAUGAGAUGUUACAGAGGAGCUGAAUGCCCACCAGGGUACGGCUGCACUCCAUUAGGUGGUUGCUGUCUUCUGUCAAUGGAACCAGUGUGCCCAACCAGAUCCAACGCAGUUUGCCAAUGCUCGCCCAACAAUGUUUGUCCGUCCGGCUCCAGUUGUACUAUGGGCACGUGUUGCUCAAGCGGCAUAAGCCCUAUUGUCUCGUUCAGUGUUCCUGGCACAGGAUGCCAAAACUCGAAUCAAUGCAAUGGAUACCAAAGCAGUUGCUCUCAAUGUGUGCAGGGAGUGUGUUCAUGUGUCAAUGGAGCUGCAUCAAAUGGAGCGACUUGUGAACAAAUGGCACCGACUAUUCUGACUUUGGCUAGAAAUGGAUGUGAUCAGUAUGGUUCGCCAUGCAAAUUCCUAUUGUCCACGGCUAGAAGACGUCCGCUUUUUGCACCAACCUCGAAUAUGACAGAGACACCUUUGUUCUUCAAUGUUGCAUCCAAGAGAAAGUGUGUGGCCAAUAUCCAAAACUUCGAUUCUGACUCAACAUGCCUUCCGAACGAGAAAUGCAUUGAUGGAGAAUGUAGAAUGAAGCUUUGGCCUGGAGAAUAUGGAUGUCAAACCGACACCGAAUGUCAGUCCAGAUGCCCCAAUACGUAUUGUGAGAAAAAGAAGAGCGACAAAAACGUUCCACAGUGUCAAUGUGCCAAUGGAAUGUUGCUUUACGGAAGAUGCUUCUCGCAAUGCCCACGAGGAUUCCAUGAGUCCGGAGCUUUUUGUAUGCACGACGAUGAAGACAAAUUCUGGAUGGAUGCGGAGGCACAAGACAAUCUGAAAGCUUUGUUGAAUGCUGGAAAGUGUUGA
This is a messenger RNA of Caenorhabditis remanei, 2652 nucleotides long. RefSeq lists its product as uncharacterized. The record is from RefSeq and is a predicted model, not a curated record. Lineage: Eukaryota; Metazoa; Nematoda; Chromadorea; Rhabditida; Rhabditidae. Bases 1 to 2652 code for a protein of 883 amino acids. Gene Ontology annotation, molecular function: chitin binding. The transcript is spliced from 14 exons.